AUGCCUCCUCCCCCGCAGGUUGUACAAUGGCUGAAGCGGAGCUAUUCUAGGCCAGCUGUUGAUCCAGACUGGCUCGAAGGCUGCUAUUCAUGGAUCGAAUCUGAGUUACAGCUGGACCCUGCCACUGACAUGGAUGCCAUUCUCUACAACAUCGAGACACAGCUCUUGCAGUCCAACCUCGAGGGCUCGAUGCUCCCGGGCACUGGCCUCCCCACGAACGUCGCGGACCUCAAUAACACGAAGCUCACAGGACCGACCGUCCUUGUCGAGAUUGUCUCCAUGACCGAAAUUGGACACAGCGCGUUCAGUUUGCAGAACGUCCGGCAGGCCCGCCUCGAACGCGCGGAUUUGGCCGGACUUGCCGACGAAGAGGACGAAGGACAGGGCGGCGAGGAGGAAGGCCCUGUACCCAAGUAUCCGAGAUCGAUGCUGAGAUUCCAAUUGACGGAUGGCUCGACCGUCCUCAACGCCAUCGAGUACCGCCGCAUACCUGAGUUCGAGCUCGGGGUUACGCCACUAGGUUACAAGAUGCUUCUAAAGGACGUGUCCAUUCGCCGGGGGAUCGCCUGGCUGGAACCCAAAAACGUCAUUCUUAAAGGGUACCAGACGCAGGAACGCCAAGACAUGCAAGACAGUGAUUUUAUGCGCAGGCUCAAUAUCCGCCUUGGCAAACCUGAGAGCACGGUUGUCCGCGCCCUAGCACCUCUCGCAGACCCAGCGCCCGCCGCCAAUUCUCUGCCUAUCGCACAGCCCGUCCCAGCACCACUGGCGCAUGCCUCGGACAACAACUCUAGCACACGUGCGGCUCGGCCGUCGGCCUCGGGGGGCCGCGCGCCUCUGCAGCAAAUUGGAGAGCCUAAGUUACCAGUGGCCGGGCCUUCCAACUCCCACGCCGACGACGAAGAGCAGCCUCGCCGGCGCAAGGUGCCCGCACGCAGUCCGAGUCCGGCUCGGAAGGACAGACCAGUCGUAUCUCGGUACUUCGCUUCGGGCUCAGGCGCUGCCAAAGACAAGGCAAAAGAGCUCGCAAGCGAGCUGCAGUUGUCACCACAUCGACAACCCGCCUUAUUCCUGCCCGAGAGUGACGAAGAGCACGAGUCCGUAGCUAAAUCCUCUCACCCAGCGUCAAAGGCGAACAAGGAUACCGACUGGAAGGUGACCUUGGCCGGCGGAGACGACAGUUCAGAGUACGACUUCGACCUGGGUGUCGACGAAGGAGAGAUGCUCGCGGCGCUGGACAAGGUCGAGAAGGAACAAGGCCGACGCGGCUCGUCCGUGACGGCAUCGUCAGCCGCAGCUCCCUCGUCAAGCAGCCGUAUCGCUACGUCGUCAGGCAGUCGUAUUGCUACGUCGGGCCGGGCUGUGCAGGACACUGAAAUCAUCGAAAUUGACGACGAUGAGGGCGAGAAAGAGAAUGUGCUAGCGCCGACAAGGCAUGUGAGGCGGCGGACGGCAUUUCAACGGUCUUCGCAGGUGGUGAUCAAUGAUGAUGAUAUUAUCGAGCUGUCGGAUUGA
This is a messenger RNA of Phanerochaete carnosa HHB-10118-sp, 1515 nucleotides long. RefSeq lists its product as uncharacterized. The transcript has 4 exons. The record is from RefSeq and is a predicted model, not a curated record. Gene Ontology annotation, cellular component: nuclear body; RecQ family helicase-topoisomerase III complex. The coding region runs from base 1 to 1515 and encodes 504 amino acids. Gene Ontology annotation, biological process: double-strand break repair via homologous recombination; resolution of meiotic recombination intermediates. NCBI's taxonomy places the organism in Eukaryota, Fungi, Basidiomycota, Agaricomycetes, Polyporales, Phanerochaetaceae.